AUUCACAUGUGGUAUUAUAUCUAAGACAAGUCAAUGUUAUGUAUUUUAGGCUAUUAACUGUUAAAAAAAGUCUAAUAUUAAGGGUAAUUUAUGACAAAUAUGGAAAAUGAUGAAAUAAAAAACCUAUCGCUGCAGGUGACUAACUUGUCUAUAUAGUUUAUAAGUAUGCAUGCACUAAUUUGUCAAUUAACAUAUAAAACAAAAUAGCUAGAAGAGUUAUCUGUAGUCUCUUCAAUGUAUGAAGAUGAAUGGCGCGUCGAGGAUGAGAUAAAUCGAAGAUUCUCUUUGCAGUUGAGUGACAUUGGCGGACAGCAAGAUCAAUCAGUUACACUCUACGUUAAUUUACCAGAGGAAUAUCCUUCUAGCUGUCCUCCUACAUACGAAAUAAGCAAAAAUAAGGGAGAUUGUAUACUCUAUUUGUGGAUCGAUAAAGUAAAAAGCUUCUUUGAGGAAUUACAGCAAAACGAUCUAAUGUCUUUAAAAAUAGAUGAUUCAAUAAAGAAUGACGAUUUACAAACUGUCGCCAAAAAUGAUUUAGAUUGUGAAAAGAAUAUCCAGCCGUGUCCUGAAAUAUUUCACGGUGAACCAUUUACAGAGAGAAAGAGUACCUUUCAGGCUCAUAUUGCUGAAAUCAGGGAUGUGCACCAGGUAUCGCUGGUUGUUCAGACCUUAAGACAGAAUAAAAAGAUAGAUAAUGCAACUCACAAUAUGUUCGCCUAUCGAUUACGGCGGGACGAUGGUGUUUUAGUUUCCGAUUGUGACGAUGACGGAGAAACUCACGCUGGCUCUAGACUCCUUCAUCUCUUAGAAGUUAUGAAAGUUGUGAACUUGAUAGUUAUCGUCACUCGAUGGUACGGUGGAAUUCAUUUGGGACCCGACCGAUUUAAGCAUAUAAACAACGCUGCGAGAUUUCUACUAGAGAGUCUUGGCUUUGACAAGUCAAAAGUCGAAAAAUUUUGUAAGACAACAACGCAAAAGAAGCGGUGA
Molecule: messenger RNA, 987 nt
Organism: Dimorphilus gyrociliatus
Lineage: Eukaryota; Metazoa; Annelida; Polychaeta; Dinophilidae
Source: the annotation of a GenBank genome assembly